Molecule: messenger RNA, 9961 nt
Organism: Ictalurus furcatus (blue catfish)
Lineage: Eukaryota; Metazoa; Chordata; Actinopteri; Siluriformes; Ictaluridae
Gene: svilb
Product: supervillin b
Exons: 37
Coding region: 839-9187 (2782 amino acids)
Biological process (GO): actin filament severing; cytoskeleton organization; barbed-end actin filament capping
Cellular component (GO): actin cytoskeleton; cytoplasm
Molecular function (GO): phosphatidylinositol-4,5-bisphosphate binding; actin filament binding
Source: RefSeq, a predicted model, not a curated record
AGAAAGGAUGUGCUGUCAAAUUUAAGGCCAACACCCCGCAAGUAUAACUUGUGAUCCGUCAAAACACAUUGUGUGCGUUUUUUAAAAAAUUUUUUUUUUAGUUUUUUAUUGAAGAGAACCCGCAGAACCAGAAAGUAUUAAGAAUUGUGAUUGAGUUCCUCAUUUUAGUGCAGAAAUAGAAAAUGUGCUCCUAGUGAGCCUGCAUGCCCAGGGCUGUUAGACAGCUGAUUCUGUCUCUCCCUCUCUACUCCUUUGGCUAUUUAUGGCAGAUUCCCCUCUCACUGUGUUCCUCUCUUAGGCCCAUACAUGGAGCCUGCUGGGUUAGCUUAACUCUCCUGCCUCUCACUCUUGCCUGUUACCGCCUCAGUCCCUUGGUAGUAGUUUGAUGUGUCAUUCUGGAACUCCAAUACUGUUCGCUGAGAGAGAAAUUCAGAAACUUCCCACCUGCAGCUUUUGCCACCUCGAUAGGUACUCUUCACCUGCAUCGUGCCAAUCUGAAAAACUUAAAUACGGAAUAUUUCUGAAGCUCCCCUGGAAUAAUAUUUUCUACAGACUUCUUUUCUGUUAGUCUGCUACUUAAUAUUUCUAAUUAUCGAUCACUGAACUCUGUGUAAUGAGGUAAAUUUGCCAGAGUCGGUGUGCUGGACUGACAGGAAGAGUGGUUAUCUUGGACCUUACACCGGAGCCUGUACAUCAACACAGUUUUACAAGAGACUUUUCCAGUGAAUACAAAAACACACAUACUGUCACGGAUAUCAACGACAAAAUCCUUGCUGUGCUGCCCAAAGUUUCAGAGUUACGAAAGCAUUUUGAAACGGAUAUCACAAGUGAUAAUAAAAUGAAAAGAAAAGAGAGGAUUGCACGAAGGCUGGAGGGUAUAGAAACAGAUGUGCCAUCUGCCCUGGCUACAAGCAUGCAAUACACACCUGGCUUGGUGACCAAUCGGCUACUGGAGGAGGACACACCACGGUAUACACGUGCUUCAGACUCUAAUGAGCCAGUGAGGUGCUACAGUCGUGAUGAGUUGGAUAACACAGAGAGGCAAUCAAGGACACAAACGCGGCCCAAUCCGCAAUUUCCUGUGCAUCCUGAUCAGGCUUCCAACCCUGAAAGCCAAGACCUGACCAGCCUCAGCUCCAAAGCUGAACGAAUAGCUCGCUACAAAGCCGAACGCCGGCGGCAGUUAUCAGAACGUUAUGGGAUACUCCUUGACCAGGAGCCAGAUAUAGAUUAUACACCACGACACACACGAGCCUGCAGAGGGUCACUGGACAAACAAGCUUUGCCUGAUGGAGGGCAUGGUCAGAAACGAGAACAGUGGAGAGAGGAAGAGGAGUGUGACAGUAACGCCAACAGGUUAAGAUAUAGCAGCUCAGGUGUGGGCCGGGUUUCCAUGCCCACUGAUGAUUCUGCCUCUCGCUCACACCGGGAAAGACGAAACACUUUCAGUUCUCGCGACAAGAGGUUGGAUCCCGAGCAAGAGAGCAAAAGGGUCAACCUGAAGAACUACCAGAGAAUACAAGACAGCAGUCCGCGAUCAUGCCCACAAGAAGCUCCACCCACUGUGGAAAAAGGGCCAGCCCAACAGGUCAGAGGUGUUGCUGCAGUGCCUAGCUCCCCCCGGGCAGCACGCCGUGCCUCGUUGCCCUCCACACGCCAUGGAAUCUCCCCAGGAGACCUGUUCAUUGAGCAGCAGUCACAAUACAUCCUCAGUCGACAGGGAAUACGAGGGCGAGAGAGACGGGCAAGGGAAGAGAGCUUAGGACGGGCAUCUGAUUCAGGAUCAGAUGCAUCCUCGGUUCGACGUUUCCCUGUCGAUACUUCAUCACAUUUAGCCCCUCACUCUGAAUCUACAUUCCACCUACAAACAUGGACUGCACAGCCCCUAGGCCAACAGCAGAAUUUGAAUACAGAAUCUUCGCAUUACUAUCGAGCACACAGUGCCGAACCACCACGCGCACAGAGUACAGAAUCAACUCACCAUCAGUGUUUACUCUCAGCUGAACCUCAGUGUGCACCAAAUGUAGAGCCUCUAAACUGUGAUCAGAGGCUUCAGGGGCAUCCAAAAACUUUGAGUUGCCAGCCGGAUUAUGCACAACUUUCACUCUAUUACAGGGACGUCCAACAGCCGAAUCAAAUAUGUAGAAUUCCCCCACAGACUCAUUCUACAGACGGAGAUUGUCAUCAAUUGUAUCCUGAGACUAGAAAUGCCCAACAACCUGAAUUAAAAUGUAUACACACCCAUCAACCAAUGCUUGUGGGCAAUGCUUCUCACCACCAACCUCUGCUAUGUAAGGUUGGACAUGCGUCUCCAUCAUUUGGACAGACUCGGCAAAUUGUUUCUGGACACAGUCAUGGGCAGCCUCUACCUUAUGGUCCCACUGAAGAUCUGCAUCCUGUCUACGGCCAUACUCCACACCAUGGUCCUUCCUACUGGCCUAGCCAGCAACCUGCUCCAUUGAAUGGAAAUAUUGCAGGUUCUUCACCCAGGCCUACUAAAAAACAUGGGCCUCCAGAUCCUCAGGGCAAUGCAGACAUGCCUAGGUUGACACCAAUUGGUAGGGAGGGUGUAGAAUCCAGGCGAAGAGCCAGUGCUGAUCAUAUUCCACUUUUCCAAAGAGAUGGUAGAUCAGCUUCUAGGGCUGAUCCACCAUCAGAAUGCUUGCUGAAGAGCAGAAAAGCUGUGUUGCCUUCUGAAAUCCGCCGCCGGGAGAGAAGUGUAGAUGACCCCAUGCAGAGACACACUGAAGAAGUUUUGGAGGGUAGGAGAAGCAGGAGAAUCAGCCAAUCAGAAGAGAUUGAGCGAGUAGGUGGAGUGAGUGUUAGCCAGUUAAAUGAGGGGGCAGAUAAAGGCAGAAGCAGGGCUGUUAGCAACUUUGAGAUGAAAGAAGGGCAUGAUGAAAAAAGAGUCAGCCCAUUAGGGGAGGAAGGAAGUAAAGAAGAUACCGGGACCAGCUAUGUUCAGAACAGAGCAGGCCAAGGUGAUGGGAAAGUUAGUGAGCCUCAAGAAAGAGCCAGACUGGGCAGCAAAAAGAGAAUUCAAGGAGAAAGUGUUGGGUGUGAAAAGAUAGAAGGGAAAGAGAGGUGGGAUGAUGGUCAAAUAAGCAGGUUAGGUCAAGUUCAGCAUCAUGGUGAAGGACAAUUGUAUGGGAUUAUAGAGAAGUCCGUGGAACAGUUACAGAACUUUAAACACAUUGAAGAUCCAUCAAGGCGGGUUGAAAAUUGGGUCAGCAGAUCAGAUGUUCCACAAGGCCUUGACAAAAGGCUUUCUCAUUUUGAGAUAAAAGAUGGACAAAGUGGAGGGAGAAUUGCAUUGUUUGAUAUGGUGGACCUGAACAAAAACAGGAACUCAAAGGUUGAUGUAGAAAAUGGUGAAGGUCAAAAGAGGAUCCAGAAAGAUAUGUUAGAAUUGCAAUGCAGACAAAGGAGGAUCAGCCACUCAGAGGAAGGUGAGGAACAUCUCGGACACAGAAGGCUAAGUCAAUCUGAAGAUGAUUGGAAAGGACGUAGGGUGCGUAGGAUCAGCCAGUCAGGUAAUUGGGAUGGCCAAGAUCAAAUUGGGCAAGCAGGUGGUCAAAUGGAAGGAGAUGGACAUAAGAAGAAAAAUCGGGACAUGCCAGAAGCUAUGGAUACCACACCAACACAACAGGAGGGCAAUGACCCAUCUUUGCACCAUAGACUGGAUGAAGUAGGCAGUUACUUACAGAGUGGUUCUUCCCUCCCUCAGGCCCGCCACAGAAGAAGCAGGGAUGAAGUCAAGCCAAAAAUUCGGACUCGCUCUAUGUCAGAUAUUGGAGUGUCUCAGCGUUCUGCAGCAAUUCGUUGUCUUGAGCGUGCUGCAAGUCGAGAAUCUAUAAUGGCAGCAGGGAUGGGACAGAAUGCCAGGGACACAGGAACCACCAAUGGUGAAGUAGGGGCUUUGGAUACAAGAGUUUCUGUGGCAAAACUCAGGCAUUCCUAUCUGGAGAAUGCCUCAGGACGCAGGCCUGAAUUAAGUGAGUCUAAGAUAGACACAGCUGCUAUAGAGGCUGAUCCAGCGGAGGUUGUUGACCAAGAAAAGGGGCAACGCCGACCUAGACGGUAUAUCAACCCUGGUGAUGAUCGCAAGGCCUCUGAAAGGUUCAGAACUCAGCCAGUCACAUCAGCUGAAAGGCUACAGUCUGAUAGGUCUCUGGAGCUACAUAAGGCAGAAGUGGAUGACGAGAAGUUAGACGAGCGAGCAAAGAUGAGUGUAGCAGCCAAGAGGUCCCUCUUCAGGGAGCUUGAGAAGACUGCAGAAAGUGGUGUUCCCAAACCUCGGUCCCGUAAUGUAGCAGUGGAGCGGAGACUCAGGCGCACGCAGGACCGCUCCAGAACCCAGCCUGUUACCACAGAGGAAGUGGUCAUCGCUACAUCUUCUCCUGGUCCCCCAACCCAAAUCGCCACUGUUCAAACCACAACCCCCAGGUUUCCCAGUCCCACAGUAGUCAGCACCACAAUGACUAACUUCAGCAUGCAGACUCCCUCAGCCCCCGACUCUGCUCUAAAGGAGAAGGAACAGGAGGUGCCACCUGGAGAAGUGGGGACUGAGGAGCCUGACCUGUCAACACUGAGCCUGGUAGAAAAAAUGGCUCUGUUUAACCGCCUGUCCCAUCCUCCUGCCCAAAAUGCAGAGGGUGCAUGUGCAGAUUCGCGCCCACGCAGGCGAAAUGCCCGGUUCCAAACCCAGCCCAUCACCCAAGGGGAAGUAAAUCAGCUGCAGAAUGGAGGUCUGAAGUUGGAGCCUCUCUCUGCAUCGUUGGUCCGUUCUGUUGCUGCGGUCACCGCCCAGGCUUCUGUUGCCAUGGUGACAAGCCUAUCCAUGGCGAUCCCUGCAGAUGCUCACACAGAGACAUGCCCAGCCCUUUCUCACACUCCUACUCCAGCAGCACCGCCCAAUCUACUUUCGCCCAAUCAGUCACCACACGAUAAUCUUCGAGCUUAUGAGAGAGGUGUUCGAUAUUUCAGCCUGACGGAGAGUGGGGAAAACUGCGCCCCUGAAACAUGCUCUCCGCCCCCACCAGAGGGGCCGAUCCAACCAGCACAAGGCAAGGGCUUGGCUGUUAGGGUAUCAGCCAAUGAGCAGAAACAAGAGGAGGUCCAUGGGUGUACACUUGGUUUGGCAGAAAGCGGAGAUCCCAAGCCCCCUCAUGUGUUUAAUCAGCUUGCACAUACACACACUACUACACACACACUCUUGCACACUCAUGGAGAGAGGGAGGCGGGGCUGAUCAGCCAGAAGGAAAGAGAGCAAGAGAGAGAGCAUGACCGAGUGAGGCAGCAAGACUGGGAGAGAGAGAAAGACAAGAUCCAUGUCUCACAAGGUUACCUCUCGCCAGACGCUGUUCAGACAGAGCACAGCACAGUUGUUGCCUCAGGUGCUCCUGAGACUGUUCCCUCAGUGUGUUCCGUGAGCACUGCAGUUGCUUCCUUCCAAACCUCUUCAUGCACAUCGACUGCUGCUUCGCACACACUCACAUACCUGCAACACAGUCCUCCUUGCACUCCGCCUAAACCCCAGCCGAAGACAGUUCAGCCACACUUCCAAAGCUCUUCUCACAGUUCCCCUCAAACCUCACCUCAGACUCCUUCAAAACCCCCGUCAUACCUCCAGUCUCCUCCACCACCAGAAACACAAAUCUACCCAGAAUCCCCUGGACAAUUACAAACCAAAGUAUCCCCUCAAAGUAUCAACCCCACUCAGUCUUAUUCCUACACCACUCCACAGACUAAGGUCCCACCUCAGACGCAACCUAAGCCCCAGUACAUCGUACCGAAUCAAUCCCAGUCUUCUCCUGUGGCCCACGAAGAACCGGAGACAAUGACGUCAAUGUCCAUUAAGGAGAGGUUAGCCUUGUUAAAAAAGAGUGGGGAGGAAGAUUGGAAGAACAGGAUGAACAAGAAGCAAGAAGUUGUGCAUGAAGUGGCAUCAAUGAGCAACCAAAUAUGGGAGGAACAAGGCUUUAAGAAGAAGGAAGAAAGGGCUGUUAUUGAGGAGUUUGCCUCAUCUGAGCAGGUUUGGAGGCUGGGAGAAGGAGUAGAGGGACAGAUGUCCAUUGAAGAACGGAAGCAGAUGAUCUCUACACGAGAGGAGGCAUGGCAAAGCACUGGAAAGGGUGUGGCAAAUGACUCUGGCCAGUACACUGUGGCUGCUCGGAUGGUGAAGAAAGGUCUGGCUGCUUCUUCUGCAGUGAUCAGUCCCAUUCUGUCUCCAGUCUCUGCAAAGCUAAAGAAUGGUGUUCCAGCUAUCUCCAAACCACAGGAGGAGAUUGAGGUCAAUGUAGAUAUGGAAUCUGACAAGAAACUGGAUAAGCUGGAGACGUUUUUGGGACGUUUGAACAGUAAAGUGACUAGUUUGCAGGAGACAACUCUGACGGUGACUGAGAAGGCUGUGAAAGAAGUAAUGAGACUGGACGAUGAAAUUUUCUCAAAGUUCUAUCGACGUGUGGCAGACAUCCCACGCAGCAUGCCAAUUGAUGAUGACUUUGAUGCCAUAUUUGGAAAACAUACACCAAAGCUGGCAUCAGCAAUGGUGCACCACAAGAGGGCAAUACGUCCUUCACGUAACGUUCAGGCGUCACGUAACCCACUGAAGAUUCUGGCAGCGCGAGAGGACAUCAGACAUGAGUACACUGAACAGAGACUCAACAUCGGUAUUCUGGAAAGCAAGAGGAUUAAACAGGAGAAAAUGAGUAAGAGCUCCAGUAUAUCAGAUGCUGCUCUGGCUGGUUUGGCUAGCAAGGAGAACUAUAGCAGUGUGAGUUUACGCAGCGUCAGCAUGUCUGAGCAGGUGACCAACAACAGUGCUGCUCCCUACAAAAAUCUCAUGCUCGUGCAAGUCAAAGGUCGCAGACAUGUCCAGACAAGACUAGUGGAGCCGAGGGUCUCGUCUUUGAACAGUGGUGACUGUUUUCUACUGGUUACGCCUGAGCACUGCUUCGUUUGGAUAGGAGAGUUUGCAAAUGUCAUAGAGAGAGCAAAGGCAUCAGAGCUGGCCACUUUUAUCCAGCUGAACCAUGACCUUGGUUGCCGGGCGAUGCAAGUGGAGACCAUUGAGGAAGGGUUGAAGUUUGAAAACCCUGCUGCAGCUGAGUUUUGGAAAAUUCUAGGAGGACCAGCCAACUACCAGCCGGCUGGUACCCCAGAAGAGGACGAGGUUUUUGAGAGCGCGAUCAUAGAAACUAAUUGCAUCUUUCGUCUGGUGGAUGAUAAACUGCUUCCUGAUGAUGAUUUCUGGGGCAGAGUUCCUCGUUGCUCACUCCUGGGAUCCAAAGAGGUGCUGGUAUUUGAUUUUGGCAGUGAGGUGUAUGUGUGGCAUGGUAAAGAAGUCACUCUGGCACAGAGAAAGGUGGCCUUCCAGCUGGCCAAGCACCUGUGGAACGGCAUCUUUGACUACACGAACUGUGACAUCAACCCACUCGACCCAGGAGGAUGCAAUUCACUCAUACCCAGAAAAGGCCAAGGCCGUCCAGACUGGGCGAUAUUCGGCAGAUUGACUGAACACAAUGAGACAUCUUUGUUCAGAGAGAAGUUUCUGGACUGGAGAGAGACAGCUGACUCGCUACAGAAGAGCGGCAGUGAACAUUCCUUCGAGCAGAAGCUCUCUCAGGGUACACCCUCUCGCUUGGAGUGCGCUGCAUAUGAUGUGGGGCUGAUGCUCCUGGUGCUCCAGUCCCCCAUCAGCAUGGUUCUGGAAGGGCAGGAUGUUGGUCGUGGUCAUGGCCCCGUGGAGAGCGGAUGUUCUGAGGACCGCUUGCGCUCUCUGGAGAUUAGCACACUGAGUGUGGAUGUCUGGCACAUCCUGGAAUUCGAUUACAGCCGCCUGCCGAAGCAGAGCAUUGGCCAGUUUCAUGACGGAGAUGCCUAUGUAGUGAAAUGGAAGUAUAUGGUGAGCGCAGCAGUGGGCAACAGACAGAAACCAGAACAGGUUCGCAGUGCUGGUCCAGGGCGAGAGAAGUGCUGCUAUUUUUUCUGGCAAGGCAGGAACUCUACAGUCAGUGAAAAAGGAACCUCUGCAUUGAUGACCAUUGAGCUGGAUGAGGAGAGAGGGGCACAGGUGCAGGUGCAGCAGGGGAAAGAGCCGCCAUGCUUCCUGCAGUGUUUCAAUGGGGGCAUGAUCGUGCAUUGUGGGAAGCGGGAAGAAGAAGAAGAGAACAUUCAGAGUGAAUGGCGUUUGUACUGCGUUCGUGGUGAGGUGCCAGUAGAGGGCCAUCUGCUGGAGGUAGAGUGUCACUGCAGUAGUCUGCGCUCUCGAACCUCCAUGAUUCUGCUCAACAUUAACAAAGCCCUCAUCUACCUGUGGCAUGGCUGUAAGACACAAACACACACCCGUGAGGUGGCAAGCACCGCUGCCGACAAGAUCAAAGAACAGCGACCACUGGAGGCAGGUCUACACAGCAGUUGCAAUGUGACUAUCCAUGAGUGUGAAGAAGGGGCGGAGCCCAUGGAAUUCUGGGAGGCCUUAGGCAGGAAGGAUCGAAAGGCUUAUGACUGCAUGCUUCAAGAUCCAGGAAAGUUUAACUUCACCCCACGUCUCUUCCAGUUAAGUAGUUCAUCAGGUGAGUUUGUGGCUCAGGAGUUCUUCUACCCAUCCAGAACUCCAGACUUGGUCAGCGCUUUCCCCUUCCUCCAGGAAGACCUGUACUCUGCACCACAGCCUGCUCUGUUCCUGGUGGAUAACUAUCAUGAGGUGUACCUGUGGCAGGGCUGGUGGCCACAGGACACAGAAACGCCUGGCUCAGCCCGGAUCCGCUGGGAUGCUGACAGGAAAUGUGCCAUGGAGACAGUGCUCCGUUACUGCAAAGAAAAGAAUGAGCAGAAUCCUCAAAAGUCAUAUUUGAUCCAUGCUGGACUGGAGCCUCUUACUUUUACUAACAUGUUCCCCAGCUGGGAGCAUCGUGAGGAUAUCACAGAGGUCAUGGAGCAGGAGGCAGAGAUGUGUAACCAGAUCACUCUGGUGGAGGAUGUUCUUGCUCGUCUUUGCCAAAGCACUUAUCCUCUUGCAGCACUGCAGAGUCGGCCUCUUCCACACGGUGUAGACCCCCUGCGCCUUGAAAUCUACCUGUCAGAUGAGGACUUUGAGAAAGCCCUGGAGAUGAAGAGAGAGGAGUAUGAAGCCUUGCCAGGGUGGAAGCAAGUCAACCUAAAAAAAGCCAAAGGACUCUUUUAAUUGUCUAUCAGUAGUGAUGUUGAUGCUCUGUUUCUGUCACAGCUAGGGUGCAUUUGGGUGUGCACUUGGGUUGGGCGACCUCAGCUUGUCAUGGAAACGUUGCCUUUGGGAAUCAGUCACUAACAACAGGGUGAUGUGGGUCAUGCCAAAUGUCACGUUAGGUUUAACAGUGUUUACCUGCUGUGGUGUCCGUUUCUGAUGUUGAUGUGUUUUGUGUCUAUGCACUUUCAGCAGUCACCACUGUGUGUGAUAUCACAUUUAUAUGAACUGUGCUGUGCAGUAAGUUUCUGUACCAUCUUUGACAACAGCUGUUCUUUUCUCUUCUUAUUAUUAAAAUAAAGGUAAUCAAGUCUGGUUUUCCUGUCUUCCCAACUUUUCCUGGGAUAGUGCUGUGUGUGUGAGGAAAAAGUAGCCUAAUUUGUAGCAAGGGAGUGUACUCUCUUCUAAUUUUCAAGUUGCUAUUGUAUUUUCCAUCUGCAAUGGAGUUUACAAGUAUGUAAGUUCCUUUUACUGUGUGAAUGAUCUUUGGCUGUUGUCAGGCGAUCUCUCACAUUAAAGGUCCUGGAGUCAUUGCUUGUGCUUGUUAUAACACUAUGAAAUCUGUGAGGAGAAUUAAAAGCUGAAUUAAUGGAUGAAACACUGUAAAUGUACAGCAUAGUGCCUUGCUUUUGUGUACAGUUUAUAUACAGAAUGGACUCUAGUCUGUAUUUCAGAGACUUACUUUGUGAUAAAGGCAAUGGUAAUAAAGCAUAUUUACACUUAUCACCAUGAUAA